CAGUUAUGAUUGUGAGGCCAAUGUAGGUUACGCCCCCAGCAAAAGAGUUUGUAAACAUUGUAUACGUACGCGUUUUGUUUCUGUAUAAACAUAUCACAGUUCGGCCUAGCAACCAAAUUAGGAUUAUACAAACACUAGAAGCAGUCUGUCUAUCAAAUCUGACAGAAAAGUCUACAGUGUCUACCAAUCUUGGGGCGAUUUUUAAAAUCCAGGUCACUUGGCACUACGUGCUAGUGCAUAGCGUCACGUCCGUUCCAUGGUUUCAUUGUGACGGGUGCUUUUUGUCUUGGUUACGGGGCUUUGUCUAGGGGCGCCUCAGGUGACCAGGCUUUGUGUCGCCACAAAAGGUGUAAUUGUGGCAGGUUGUUUUUAGCCGUCCUAGCCCAGGGUAAAGAGACCUAGAAGCGCUAGCUAGCUACACAGCCUGUGCGUGUGUAACAAGCUCGUACAAAAGCAGCCAUGCCCGCGAACGCUACGGUAGCUUUUCCGGACAAGCACGGUACAGAAGAGAUCCUGCGCCGAAGCGACCUGUCUAGUGACUCCGGUGGAAAAAACGCCAUCUUCAAGCGAAUCUGGGAGCCCGUCAACGCCAGCAGAAGGGUGGUGCUGAGUGACAAGGGGUCGCCUGACUUCCCGUACGGAAGCCGCUACUCAAGGCACCUCAACCCGUCUGUUUUCGGGGAUAGUCUCUGCAAGAGGCCCGCGACUUCCAGCGGAACAGUCCCUGCGGUCGAGAUGCACCCCCUCCCGAGGCCUGCCACCACCGGCUCCGGUAAAGUCCACUAUGUCAACUCGCUGGCUCCCUUCUCAACCCUGCAGAAGCCGACUUGUGGCUACUACUUCUCUCGAGAGAUCGACCAAAAGAAGAAAUGCAUCGGCAUCCCGGCUACCAACAUCGUCAAAUGGCGAUCGUAAGAACGCUUCAAAAAGCUCCCCAGCCAUGGAAAGAAGUGCAGUACUUUGUACAUAUACCUAAACCCCGUCGCUGCUUGACUUUUUGACAUGUAUAUCGUGUUACGACUCUAUUUUUAACAUGUGCACAGUGUGUAUACAGUAAUCACUAACAAUGACUCUGUGUGUGUAUUGUGACAUUUUAGUGCACACGCCGAAAUUUCUUUCACAUUGAGAUGCGAAAUGCUGCUAUAUUUUGAAAAAGUUUUACACGUUGCGCAGUCAGUUGGGCUGUGGGAAGAUAUAUUGAGAACCUUGUGGAUGAUUUUUCACUGUGAAAAUAUUGUUUCUGUAAGUGUACACUUUGGUGUUCGACUGUUGGUUGAAAUAAAUCCAUUACAUUUGA
Messenger RNA from Branchiostoma belcheri (Belcher's lancelet), 1297 nucleotides. RefSeq lists its product as uncharacterized. The record is from RefSeq and is a predicted model, not a curated record. Bases 460 to 915 code for a protein of 151 amino acids. NCBI's taxonomy places the organism in Eukaryota, Metazoa, Chordata, Leptocardii, Amphioxiformes, Branchiostomatidae. The transcript has 2 exons.